AUGAUGUAACAAUCUCUCCGCGCAUGUUCACAGUCUCCGGGUGGACGGUGUUAUCCUCUCCGCUCAGAGCUGAAGUGUGUCGGUGGUGUGUUCGGGAAAGACUUUCGUCUCUUCCGUCGGGAUCACUGUCUGCGGGCCGAAGAUAUCACUUUCCCAUCGUUAGACUGCAGUGAGAGAUUUAUUGGAAGAAAAACCACAACUGAAGACAAGGGAACAGCAACAAGUGAACCAGCCCGAGAACUGAGAGCAUAAACUGGAGAGGACCCAUCUGACUCAGGGUUUCCAUUGAUUCAGUCAGGAGAAAGUCUGGUUAAAAAUGACAAAGAAUUAAUCUAUGGGAAUCUCGAACACCACACACCAGUUUUGCUGUCUCUAUCCAGAUAUUUAAGAAGUGGAACAAAGGAUUUCCUCGAUCAUCCUUCCUGCUCAGACUGUGGGGAGGGAUUCACUCAAUCAUCUGACUGACUGGCACGCCUGACAUUUUAAACAAGGGAGGAAACCCAUUCAUCUGAAGGGACAUCACCAAGUUGACACUGUGACGAGGCCAUUCACCUACUCUGUGAGUGAGAAGGGAUUCAGUCGGUCUUCCCACCUGUGGACACACCAGUAUAUCACACCGGGCAGAGGCUGGUCAUCUGCUGAAUUUGUGGGGAAGGAUUCACACGGUCAUCUGACCUAAUGGCUCACCAGGGAGUUCACACUCGGGAGCGGCCAUUCACCUGCUCAGAAUGUGGGAAGGGAUUCACUCGGUCAUCCGACCUACUGGGACAUAAGUUUGUUCAUACUGGGGAGAGGCCGUUCCUCUGCUCAUCCUGUGGGAAGGGAUUCAUUUCAUCAUCCAACCUGAAGGUACAUGAGCGAGUUCACACUGGUGAGAAGCCAUACACCUGCUCUGUCUGUGGGAAGGGAUUCACUUGCUCAUCGGAACUGAAGGUACAUCAGCGAAUUCACACUGGGGAGCGGCCGUUCACCUGCUCAGACUGUGGGAAGGGAUUCACUCAGUCAUAUCAGCUGAAGGUACAUCAGAGAGUUCACACUGGAGAGAGGCCAUUCACCUGCUCAGACUGUGGGAAGGGCUUCACUCGGUCAAUCGACCUCCUGGGACACAAGUUGGUUCACACUCAGGAGAGGCCGUUCAUCUGCUCAGUCUGUGGGAAGGGAUUCACUGCGUCAUCUCAACUACAGAGACACCAGCGAGUUCACACCGGGGAGAGGCCAUUCACCUGCUCAGAAUGUGGGAAGGGAUUCACUCGGUCAUGUCAACUACAGACACACCGGCAAGUUCACACUGGCGAGAGGCCGUUCAUCUGCUCGGAAUGUUCAAAGGGAUUCACUCAGGCAUCUCACCUACUGAGACACCAGCGAGUUCACACUGGAGAGAGGCCAUUCACCUGCUCAGACUGUGGGAAGGGAUUCAUUUGCUCAUCCCAACUGAAGGGACAUCAGCGAGUUCACACUGGAGAGAACCCAUUCACCUGCUCAGACUGUGGGAAGGGAUUCACUUGCUUAUCCCAAAUGAAGGUACAUCAGCGAGUUCACACUGGAGAGAGGCCGUUCACCUGCUCAGACUGUGGAAAGGGAUUCACUCGGUCAUCCCAUCUGAAGGAACAUCAGCGAAUUCACAUUCGGGACAGGCCAUUCACCUGCUCAGACUGUGGGAAGGGAUUCACUCAGUCACACGAAUUACUGGUACACAAGUCAGUUCAUACUGGGGAGUGGCCAUUCACCUGCUCAGACUGUGGGAAGGGAUUCACUCUGUCACACGCACUACUGGUACACCAGUCAGUUCACACUGAGGAGAGGCCGUUCAACUGCUCAGUCUGUGGGAAGGGAUUCACUUGCUCAUCCCAAAUGAAGGUACAUCAGCGAGUUCACACUGGAGAGAGGCCGUUCAUCUGCUCAGUCUGUGGGAAAGGAUGCACUAGUUCAUCCCAACUGAAGGUACAUCAACGAAUUCACACUGGGGAGAAACCGUUUACCUGCUCAGACUGUGGGAAGGGAUUCACUUGUUCAUCCCAACUGAAGGUACAUCAGCGAAUUCACACUGGGGAGAAGCCAUUUACCUGCUCAGACUGUGGGAAGGGAUUCACUAGUUCAUCCCAACUGAAGGUACAUCAGCGAAUUCACAAUGGGGAGAAGCCAUUUACAUGCUCAGACUGUGGGAAGGGAUUCACUUGUUCACCCCAACUGAAGGUACAUCAGCGAAUUCACACUGGGGAGAAGCCGUUUACCUGCUCAGACUGUGGGAAGCGAUUCACUCAGUCAUUUCAACUACAGAGACACCAGCGAGUUCAUACUGAUUAGAGGCUGAUCAACUGAUCAGACUUUGGGAAAAGUUUCUCUCGGCCAAAUCAACCAAAUUGUGCAUCAUUGAGUUCAUACUAGGAAGAGGCAGUUCACCUGCUGUGAAUGUGGAAAGGGAUUCAUUCACUUAUCUAUCCUUAUGACACACUACCUGGUUCACAAUGGGAAGAGGCGAGUCAGCUGCUGUGAACAUGGAAAAGGAGUCAUUCAUCUAACCUGAUGUAAAUCUCGCUUCGGCUAGCAGCUUAAUAUAUGGGGGUGAUAGCCACUCAGCCCGGUCAAACAUAAGAAAUCUCGUUUGGGUGGAUGCUGUGUGGUGUGUCCCAUGUUAUAACUAAGUACCCUGAAAUAACAAAUGAUACACAGUAUGUGAUUUAAUGAUUGAUCUUUAUAAUUCAUUCUUUGACUAUAGGGUUAGUAAAAAAAUCAAAAGACAAAAGGACCCCCACUCUCCGUUCACAUCUUCUCAUCUCUCCCCAGCAAAAAACACAAUAAUCUCUCUUCCAGACUCACAAGAAAAAAAAAAUUCUGCCAUCGGAAUGCCUUGCACUCCAAAACCCUGUUAUCACUAGUCAUAACCUAAAUAUUGCUGCUACAGAGAAACCAUUACAUCAGCAGUGAAACCUUACAGCGUGUUACACUUGUGACAGACUAGCGGGUUCACACUGGGGAGAAAGUUUCAAUAAGCUUCAUGCUGGAUAUUUGUCCAUCACCAUUGCUGAAUGCUAUUUUGAGAGUGACUGUAAGUGCUGAACUCUGCAAUUAUUGCUGCUGCUCACCACACCCAGUUCUGCACCCUGGUCACUGGGCAUGGGAGAAGAUUCUCCUGCUGCGCAUUCAACUUUACUGGGACAGGAGUUUAAUAUUCUGCAUCUGAGACAAAUAAAUCUGUUCCAUUUUAAACCCUGUCCUUGGUACUUACUGAAUUUACAUUACACCUAUUGUACAGUAGAGAGUCAACUCAGGCUGGCUGGACCCUGCUAGUGAUUCUGUUCCAGGACAGUCCUCUUAAAUCUUCCCCUGUUGUUCACCUCUUCCUCUGUCUGUAGUGAUGGGUUCCAAACAGUCACCAAUCUGUUUGUGAAGAGGUUUCCCUUGAAUUCUCUGCAGACUGAAGAAGUUAAGCUGACUGCAGUUCUGUCUGAGAUGUUCUUUACCCCUGAAAUCUCUGGACUGAGGAAGAAUUAAUUUCGGAGUUACCCUCCUUACUCAUGGCUCAUUACCACAUUAUUGGUCAUUUUCUCUGCUUCUAAAGGGUUGUUAGAAAACACCACUGUCUUCCAAAGACUGAAAGCAGAAUGGUAAACCAUUAGCAGGACGUUCAAUGGAGCAGGGUCAGAAACCAGAGACAAAUCUGCACAGGGCAGAGUUUGGGGCUCUGGAAGAUGGUUGGGGUAAGAACAUAUGAUGAGGAGAAGGGAAUCAGCAGUGGGGUAUGGCAACAAAUGACAGAGUAGCAACAUUUGGAAGCAGAUUGAUGGAGAAAAUCUUUUGGUGGUUUGACUGAUAACAAACUAUACCCGUGUGACCUCUAUGUGUUUGGAAUGGUUUCAAUUAUUGAGGGUGUUGUUCCUGCUUGUUUAUCCUGUAAUAUUAUGUCUGGAUAGUUAUUAUAGAUUGUCCUAUCUGUAACAAUGUAUUGAUUAUCAUAUCAUUUGUAAGAUUUUGACUAUAAAACUGGAUCAGGCUUGAACUUACAGGCUUGUCUGAAGUGAUGGAGGGCAAUCAUGAGUCAGUAUUUUAAAGCAAGAAUUUGGUGAAUGAUAUUUUAUCUUUAUAAGUAACCAGUUUGAGUUAAAUUCCUGCUGGAUCCUGGAAUGUGUUGGAUUGUGUCUGGUUUCUCUUGGCAUUUCCAGCACUUACUGCCUUAAAUACAAACAAUAUUGUAUGUAUUUUUGAUUUUAUUUUCCCCUUUUGUUAAACAGCUUGUCUUGUAUUCCUGCAAGGAACCCCUCUGUUUCUGGUAAGAGGAGUCAACAUCUUGUCAACAUCUUCCUUGUCAACAUCUCAUCUGCUGAGAUUGUUGCGAUGCCAUACUCAUACCACCUGCUAAUGAUUUCUUCCAGAGUGAUGAUUUAUUUUUCUGAGUUGGCCUCUCAGUUAAUUUUUCUGAUCUGUAUUCCGUAUCACAACUGUAUAUACACACAUGGAGUGCUGAAUCCAGUUCAUUUUUCUUGAAAAUAUAGAAGUUUUACCUGA
This is a messenger RNA of Hypanus sabinus (Atlantic stingray), 4503 nucleotides long. Its product is annotated as zinc finger protein 420-like. Gene Ontology annotation, biological process: regulation of transcription by RNA polymerase II. The record is from RefSeq and is a predicted model, not a curated record. Gene Ontology annotation, molecular function: DNA-binding transcription factor activity, RNA polymerase II-specific; RNA polymerase II cis-regulatory region sequence-specific DNA binding. The coding region runs from base 679 to 2304 and encodes 541 amino acids. The transcript is spliced from 3 exons. Lineage: Eukaryota; Metazoa; Chordata; Chondrichthyes; Myliobatiformes; Dasyatidae.